AUGUCAACAGCUACUUUAAUUAAUUUGGUACGAAAUGGAGGGUAUCAAGUAAGAAGGAGAGCCGUGCUCACAUCCCGCCUCUUGCAAGACGAGAAACGCCCAACGGGCGCCUGCUACGUCUCCAGCUCUGAGCGCCAUGUUUCCCGCUUCGAUCCGGAGGGGAGCGGGCGGCCGACCACAUGGGACACCUUUGGCAUCUGGGACAAUCGCAUUGAUGAGCCUAUUCUCCUCCCACCAAGCAUAAAGUAUGGGAAGCCGAUUCCUAAAGUGAGCCUGACCAACGUGGGCUGCGCGAGCCACAUCGGGAAGCGCAAGGAGAACGAAGACCGGUUCGAUUAUUCUCAGCUGACGGAGGAUAUCCUGUACUUUGCAGUAUACGAUGGACAUGGUGGGGCAGCAGCAGCUGACUUCUGUGAGAAGUACAUGGAAAAAUAUAUUAAGGAAUUUCUUGCUGAGGAGGAGAACUUGGAGAAUGUUUUGAGCAAAGCUUUUCUAGAAAUAAACAAAGCCUAUGAAAGGCAUGCUAAUCUCUCUGCUGAUGCAACUCUGCUGAACUCUGGGACCACUGCAACAGUGGCUCUGCUCCGGGAUGGCAUCGAGCUGGUGGUGGCAAGUGUGGGAGACAGUCGUGCUCUGCUGUGCCGAAAGGGAAAGGCCAUGAAACUCACCAUUGACCAUACUCCAGAAAGAAAGGAGGAGAAGGAAAGGAUUAAGAAGUGCGGUGGCUUCGUUUCCUGGAACAGUCUGGGACGACCUCACGUGAAUGGUAGACUUGCAAUGACGCGGAGCAUAGGAGAUUUGGAUCUUAAAAACAGUGGUGUGAUAGCCCAGCCAGAAACAAAAAGGGUUCAGUUGCAUCAUGCACACGACAGCUUUCUGGUCCUUACCACAGACGGGAUUAACUUCAUAGUGAACAGCCAGGAGAUCUGCGACUCCAUAAGCCAGUGUCAUGAUCCUGCUGAAGCUGCCCACGUUGUUACUGAGCAGGCAGUGCAGUUUGGCACUGAAGACAACUGCACGGUUGUCAUAGUGCCCUUUGGAGCUUGGGGCAAGUACAAGAACGGCGAGGUCAGCUUCUCCUUCAGCCGCAGCUUCGCUUCCAGCGGGAGGUGGGCCUGAAGAUCUGCCACAGCCAUCUUUCCCUGCCAUCAUCUGGACACAGGAGAACAUAGCCAUCUGUUCAUAGACUGACUCAGUGUCUUGUCCAUCUCUUCUGUUCCCACUGUUUAGAAGGUGCCACUGCUCCCUUGGUGCGUAACGCCCCGUUGUUGCUUACGGCUGACUAUUCUGCUGCCUGCCUUUAUUCCAGUUGGCACUGAGGCAGCCGUUUGGGAAUGUAGUCCCAGCAGCUCUGCACAUCACUUUGUUCACAUAGACGAGGCUCUGGGCUUUCACCUGAGGCUGGAGGGGUUGCACAGUUGUUCCAUACCUACCUGUAUUCCCCAGGACCCUUAGUGACGUGGCAGCUCUGUAAGUCUGAGCCACAUGCUGGCUCCCUUGUACGUUAAUAUGUGGGGGAACAAACGCACAUUGUUGGGUAGACAGAAAGAGGGCUUGUUGUCUUUCUCUGCUGCAGCCACCCAAAACUCUCCUGUGCUUCAGGAGAACUGGGUGAAAAAUAAGGCAGAAGUUUCAGAAGUGUUUAGGUUCUGAUGCCAGUGGCAUUCAGUGUAGCUGUACAACUUCUGAGACAGUGCUGCUUUGCAGGGCUUUAUGCUCUCACCACCAUCAUCCAUGAUCCUCUAGCUCCAAGGAGACAGACUAGGCUGGAGCCACAUGCUGUUGGACAGAUGGAAACCUUUCUCCAUUGGGUCCAAAGCCCAUACAGUCUCUGUGGACCAUGCAGCAGUCUCCUGCACUGUCUUCUUUUUGCUGUGUCAGUGCUUCACAGGAGCACAAAAGAGGGAAAAAGACACACAGUUUUGAUACCCAGAGACUCUCAUCAACUUGAAUUUUUCUUUUUUUUUUUUUUAAAUAAAGAAAAUAAGCUAAUUACAAAGAGUUUACUCUUCAAGAUUUGAUGUGUAAGACAGUUUAUUUCUUCAUAAAUAUAUGAAGAUUUUCGUGCCCUCUGCUGAAGUUGUCUAAGCUGGGAUCUCCCUUGUCUCUUUAUGGUAUAUAGGGAGAUGUAAAAUGUCCCAAGCAGGCUAGAGAAAGGAGAGAGCGUAACUUAAGGUAAUUUUUGUAAGUUUUGGGUAUUGUUUCUAGGAGGUGUCAGAUAUUCAGACACUACAAGAUAGUUUUAUACUUGAAAGAAGUGUUUCCACUUCUCUUGUUGGGGGGAGUCUGUGUCCAGCGAGGCAUGGGGGGACCAGAGCUCUGAGCCAGCUCAUUUCACUGCUGUGACAUGGACUGCAGGUGACAUGUUGGCAGCAGGUGAAGAUCUGUCCCAGCAUGUCUUGUUGUCUUGUUCAGACCACCUCCUUCCUCCUUUUCACAUCAGGUGUGCAGGUCCUGUGGCCUCUGGGUCACCCUGUUGCAAUGAAAUAUGAGCAGAGAAAAAUUGGUAUUUUCUCAGGCUUGCUGCAGUAUUUCUCAUUCUACAGAUGUUUCCAUCUGCACAAUUGUAAAAUCAAAAGAGGCAAAAGAUACUAAGUCACCUUGCAAAAAAAAUUUCUGAGGUGCCUGCCCUGAUCUUCAUUUUACAGUGUGAAGCACUUAUCUUCAUUACUUUUAUCCCUUUCCUUUUAGUCCAGGGUUACUUAGUCACAUAGGCAGUCAUUCCACACAUUUUUCCUUGCCUCUGGUUGAAGACCUUGCAGCACCCAGCAGAGCACCAUGUUGUACUGCCAUCAUUAGGUACUCGGUGUUUGGAGUGUGCUGGUUUUGUCCCAUCACUUGGUGUGUUACAUGGUGUGUAUAAUGUAUAUAUUCAGUUGAUAAGCACAGAGAGCUUGUGAGUCUGUGUGUAUAAAUCUCUGUUGUACGGUGCCCAGGCCUCUGUAAUGAGAAGUCCACUGUUGUACAAUCAUAAUUCCUUCUAUGUCCUCAGAUUUUCCCCAGGGCUGUGGUUUGGUGUUUGCCUGGGGUCAGAAUGGUUGCUGAUCCUGGGCUCAGCCUGGCUUACCUGAGGCUGGGAUGGCACUUUUAGUUGGGACCAGCAAGAGCAGGUUCUCAGUCUGCAGCAAGUUUGAAAAUUCCCACAACCCAUUUGUGGCAAAAAUAGCAAAACACAGCCUCUCCCAAGCACUUGAGGAGACAUUGCACCUGACAGGUUCAGAGAGCUGCUCUGGUUUGUGCUGCAGCAGGAACACCUGACAGUCUUCCUCCUGCCAAAGUGUCCUGCUAAAACAGCAAGUCUGGUAGUUCCUAGCAAAGGGUUAACCACAGCCAGCAGCAGUUACUCCAGGCACAGGGAAGGGUUGGAGUCAGCCUCUGGAGAGGGAGUUGUUUUGGGGGUGGCUUUGGUAUCAAAUGUCAGACCCACUUGAGGGGCACUGCAGGGCUUUGGACAAGCUCCAUAGACACUGUCCUGUUCUAAAUGCUGUUCCUGUCAGUUUGGGCAGCUAGCCAUCUAUCCAGACAGGGGAUACCAAGGGCUUGGGGGUGUUCGUGACAAGUAAACACAGAUUUAAUUUUUUUUAUGAGCAGUGUUGGGUACUUGCCAAGCUGAAUACGUGGUAUUAAAUGCAGACUGCUAAUGAAAAACACUGCAAAUGAGGAGCAGGUGCUCUGAGGAGUGACCUGGCAGCUAAAACAGCUUCUAAACAUUGACCCAGAUGUAACAUGAAGUGAGAGUUUUCCUUCUCACUGGAGAUUUCUGGGGCUUUUUUUUUGUUUGUUUGCUUUAUCCCUGUGUGGUUGUCUGAUUGCAUAGAGAAUAAAAGCAGUUGGGGGCUUUUAUUCCUCCUAAUAGAGUGGCUGUCCUCUCAGAAGAGGGUCCAUCCAUAACUUCUUUUGAAUUUUAUAAAGGGAUAAGGCAAAUUCUGUGACAUAGAUGAUUAGAUAAAGAUGUACUGGUGGUUGCUAUUACUGCUUUUGUACAAUCACAGAAACACUUAGAUUGGGAAGGACUCCUGGGCAUUAUCUCAACUCCUGUCUUUACCAGUCCAUUAUUUUGGGUGGCCCCUUAACAGCUCUGUUCCCUCUCAGGUCACGUACACGGGCUCCCAGCUCACUACCAUCCCACUUCCUCAUGCUCCCCUGGUCAUGUGGGAAGAGCCAGGGUGCACCAUGCAGCAUGUGCCUGGGGCAGGAGAGGACUGGGGCACCCCUGAUAGCCAAGGGGCCCAUAGGGAUGAGGAGGUAGAGAAAUCAGCUUCAAAGUUUUGGACCCAAGAAGACACUGUCUCCAUAGCUGGUGUAUCCAUACCCAGGCAGCACAUUGCUGCCAAGCUGUUACGAUGCUGGGACACGUCUAAUCGCUGUCCUCCACAUGGCCUGUGUGCACAGGACAUUCUCUGGAUCUUUGGAGACCUCAUCUUCCUGCAGAUCACUGUAGAUGGCUCCCAGCACUGCUGAUUCUCUCAGGUAAUGGAUGCCUUCAUCUCUGUCAGUCCCCUCUGCGGGGGAGUUCACAAGACCAUCCUCACAAUUGGGAAGAGCCAUCUCCAGGGACUGCAAAUUGCUGCCUCUUUUCCAAUUCCUCUCUCAAUUCCCCAGUUCCUAGGAAGGGAUUCCAGCUGUUGGGCUUCCUUACUUUCCAGUUGCUCACUGUCAAUCCUGUUAUCCCAGCCAGCUAUUGGAUGAGCCAGGCAGCAAUCUGCUCACCUGGAGUCCUGUAAUCUUCCCGCAUGUCUCAAAGCUCCGAUGGGGUCAGUGACAGGGUAGUUUCUGCUUCUUGUCUGAAUUCACUCACUCCUUCCUCCAAUUUAUUUGUUGGAGGACCGGCAUCUUGAUCAAACCUUUCCCCUUCUUCCUCCUUCCUUCCUAAUCGAUGAUACGGACCUGCUUUUUUCCUUGACCAGUUUCUUUUGCACUCCUGGGGCAAUUCCUGUAGUUGCUCCUGUUGUUUGGGUCCUGCCUCAACCACAGCCCCCUGAGAGCACUGAACUGUGGCUCCAUAGGCACAGGCCAGGCCCCAGUACAGGGUGAGGGGCUGCUGGUUUUCACUGGGGUAAGGCCAGGCCCCCUUCCAUCAGGUGACACAUCAGUUUUCCAGGGUUGCUUGCCUAUUCAGGUGCAAAGUCCCAGGCUAUGGGAGGUGAUAUCUGUCUUAGGAACCUGCCCAAAUCCUUCCACACACUCUGCCACCCAGGGAAUGCCGCCUCAGGGCGCAUUUCAGUAUUGCUUCAUCCAAACCCUUCUCUUACACCAAGAUGACACCGGAUUCCACCAACCCACAACACACCACCACUGUUGGUUAGUACUGUUCACAGCUCACGUAGGCGUGAACAAGAACCUCUGGAACCUGCACAGUCAUCCACAUCAGUCCCAAGUACGGAGAGGGAGAUGAAUUCCCUCAUCCUCUUACGGAGAUGAGACAGCUCCCACAGAACAGCAAGGCCAUCAGUGCCAGGGACAAAGCCCAGAGCCAUUGUUUGUACUAAUGUGUUCCCAAGUUCAGCAAAAUAAAGAGGUAAGCAGUGCAGCCAACACACUCCAUGACUACUCACACAGGAGCUUCCCACUUAGUAACUGCUGUAGCUGUAGCACACUGGAAACAAAGCUGCCCUUGUCUCGUGCCUCACAUCGGUGCCAAAAAGGACCGUGGAGGGUUGACCUUGUCUGGACAUCAGGAGCCCACCAAGCUGUUCUAUCAGUCCCCUUCUCAGCAGGACAGGGUGGGGGGAGGAAAUAAAAAGGAAAAAAAAACACAUUGGCCAAGACCAAAGGUAUUUUAAUAAAGUGGAUUAAAUAAAGAUUUAGUCUUAGUGUCUGGCCACUUCCUGGGAUGUAGGGCUUUAAGUGCACUGUGGUUGCUCUAGAAGACAAAUGUAACAGCAAAUGCUGUUGUUCUCCCUCCUCCUAACUUUUUUUGCAGAGCAGAGUGAGGGGGGAACAUUGGACAGACAGUGCUGAUGCUGUGGGAGCACCGCUCUGCAGCAGCCAAAACACUGGUGUGUCACCAGCCCCUUUGUAGGUACCAAUGCCCAGCCCAGAAUCGCGGGGCUGCUGUGGGGAAUGAGCUCCAUCUCAGCCAGACCCUGUGCACACUUCUAGGUUUUCUUCUAUCUGGUCACUAAGCCUCCUGCUGCCUGUAGCAGCUCUGCAAGCAACCAGCUGUACACUCCAGGGACCAGCAAAAUGCUCCUGCACAGCAGAGAGCUCCUUUCAGCCUCAGGACAAAGAGCAAAUUGUCCUCACAACAGCAGCUGCCUGUCAGAGAGGUUUAUUGUUCCAGGGUAUUGCAGGAUCUCACACUUUGAAUGAAAAGAAAUGGAAACUGUUUGCUCUGUAGCUCACUGUCUUUCUCGUGCAUCUGAUAUUUCAACAAAAAGAAUAUUUUUUAUUGCAGACUGAAUCAAAGAUGAAGGGUGACCUACUGAGCAGACAGUAACAAGGGUUUGCUUUUCCCCUGCCUUUUAGGGAAUGGAUUCCAAAGCCCAAUGGAUCUGAUAAGAGUAUUCUUUUGCCUGAACACUCCCCCUGAAGCAGGGCAAUCUCUCACUGUACAGGCGCUGCAGGAGGGGGAGUUGUGGGUGCAGAAAGGCAAAAAAUGCUGUCCAGCUGGGUGCUCGUUUUUACUGUAAGGAUAUGGAAGGCAAGGGGGGAACCUCACGUUGCUGGAGGAUUAAGUAGGAGUGGUGUUCACACAGCAGCUGAACAGAAACAGCAGGUGUUCAGAAACCAGCUUAGUCGCUGCCACCUGGAAAGGAGGGGUUUGUGCUUUAUAGAGGGAACUCACAAAAAUGUCCUUUGGAGCCUUGAUUUAAGAGAUCUGAUCUCUCUGGGUGCUGAACACAGUGCAAGAGACUAAAAUGGGGAUGAGAUCCAGUACUUAAUUUAAUAUGGGCCUUCAUUGCAGUCAGUCCCUUUGGACCAAAAUGCUCAGGGCUGGAGAAUAAUGAUGGAGCACAGCUUGUGCUUGAGAAUUGGGGUGUGGAGCAAAAAUCAAUAUCACUGCUUUUUACAUACUUGGGGGAAAUAAAAAUUAUGAGGAGCUUAGACUCACCACAGGAUUUCUGCUGACUUCGACAGGAUCAGGGUAUCAGGCCAUAUUUUCUGUCUCAGCAGGUAGAUGUGCUGUGGUCAAAGGCAUUGGGAUUUCUACCUAAAGGAGAAGCACAAAACAACAGAUACCAGUGAAACUUGAUUUUUUCCUGAACAACAGUCAGUUGGGCACUGCUAGGUCAUUGGUCACUCACCCAACAAGCUGAAUGUAUGGUACAGCAGCACUCUGGGUAUUCCUUGGUUCUGAAGCUGCUGCUCUGCAUGCAGAGAUAUCCAUCGGGACCCAGGACAUCGAGUACUUGGGCAGUGGUGUGUGUCAUAACUUUGUACAGACUCAAGUGCAAUUGCAUACAUUCAUUGCAUAGUUUGCCUUAGGACUGUGUGUAAUUUCUGUGGUUUGAUGUUUAUCUUUGAUGUAAUCAUUGUCCAAAUUUCAUCUGCUACUACGUUUUAUAGAGCUGUCCAUUUUCCCUUUUCUUUUUUCUUUAAAAAUAUUUGCUCAUUUUCAUCAACUCAAAGCUACAGCGGAGGAGAUAAGUCUGUACUGGAAUGCUUACAGGAUCUUGUAAUAAAGAAUUUGCUUCUA
Pseudopipra pipra is the source of this 7639-nucleotide messenger RNA. It is a transcript of the gene PPM1K, whose product is annotated as protein phosphatase, Mg2+/Mn2+ dependent 1K. The transcript has 6 exons. Gene Ontology annotation, molecular function: cation binding; protein serine/threonine phosphatase activity. The record is from RefSeq and is a predicted model, not a curated record. Gene Ontology annotation, biological process: peptidyl-threonine dephosphorylation. Gene Ontology annotation, cellular component: mitochondrion; nucleus; cytosol. Lineage: Eukaryota; Metazoa; Chordata; Aves; Passeriformes; Pipridae. The coding region runs from base 1 to 1119 and encodes 372 amino acids.